AGGGAGGUGUGUCACGUUUUGAUGAUAGAUCACUAAAUCCGCUCUCAUGGUCGGCAUAGCUGCAUGUCUCCCCUAAACUAUGUAUAACACACUAACGUAUGGGAGAGGCCUAGAGAUUUGUACGGUGUGUAAAAGGCAUGUCUGUGAACGUGCACCACUGGAACUCGUCAGCGGAUGGACAGCUCGCUGAGGCCGCCAUGCGGAAGAAAAUAGAAGCGCAGGGAUUCAGAGUCACAAAGUAUGUGUACCCCCCUGGGACGUAUUUCCCUGACCACACCCACACGGUGGAUAAGAUCGAUGGCGUCGUCAGCGGGCGUUUCCGGAUGACCAUGUACGGACAGGAGGCGGUGCUGGGGCCUGGUGAUUGGUUAGAAGUUCCCCGCGGAGCGGUACACAGUGCGGAGGUCGUAGGUCAGGAGGCGGUCGUCAGUUUAGACGCCACCAGGAAAUGACAACGGCUACAGGGACUUUGUUUUAUCAUCAUCUUAUGCUUUAUAGAAAACUUUAAAACCACACAAGGAUGUUGUCGGUUGAGAUGUCAAUAGGAAAUGAUAACAGCUACAAGGACUACAAGGUUUCAUACGAAACUUUAAAACCACACAAUAAUGUUGUGAGUUUAGAUGUCAAUAGGCAAUGACAACCGUUACAAGAAUUUUGUUUUAGAAGAAACUUUUGAACCAAGCAAGAAUGUUGUCAGUUUAUUAGAAUCAAUCAUUUAAUAGAUGUCACGAGGAAAUGACGAUCAUUACAAUACUUUCUUUUAAGAAACCACACAAGAAAUUAAAAAUGUAACAAUGUUGUUCUCUAUCUCUCUCGGUUUUGCUUUGCGAACGAAGAUUAUCAACCUAGACACACUAGGAAAUGAAAAUCAUUGAAAGAACGUGUCCAGGCGACAACAAGCCCAAACCACACAAAGGCGUAGUCCAAGAAUGUUAAGAAUGUUCCCUAGAAAGUGUUACAAGAGACAAGCACUGUGCGCGUGGAUUUUGCUCAAUCACAGCUUGGAACACUAAGAGAAAUCCAUUCAAGUUGAGGUUUAUUACUAUGUUCAAUGAGCAGAGAAACUUUCAUCUGUGUUUAGAUUUGUGUUGCAAUACUGCUAUAUACUGUGAGUUACAUAGGGAUUCAAAUUCCACUGUUCUGCAGCACAAAGAAUACAGGCUUCAGUCCAACAAUCCCACAGAAGUAGGUUUAUAUGAAGAUUUAUUGAUAAGAUGUCAGCAUGACAGAUAUGUGUAAUAUGUACAAUAGAUCAGCAAGUGAGGGGUUUGUACAGAUUAGGACUUAAUAUAGUAAAGAGAUAUAAAGGACCCAAAACUGUCCAUAUACAAAUAAAAUACAAAUGAAAUCAUGUUCUUUGUCACUUCUUUGGAAAACAUUGACGUUGGCUAAAUUGUAAAAGCAACAAUACAAUGUGUGAUUAGUUAAACCUUACGUUUCCCCUACUGUUCCACCUUAUAGGACACUAUUACUACAUUGUUUUACAUCCCACAUCUCAGUGCAACACAUGCUUAUUUCACUACAAGUACUGCUGAUAAAUUAAAAUAAUAGUUUUUUGACACAUUUUAGUAUUUUCUACGUAGUAUACGAAUUUGCCAAGGUGGCAGUUCUGUCUGUGGAGACAACACAGAAUUCAGUUUACUUGUGACACAACAACAAGUAGACAUGUUGUAACCUCACUGUAACGUUGGAAGAGGUCUCAUUGUGAGUUGUCAUACCUUUGGGCUCAGUCUGAUUUGAGAGCAUAUAAAUAUCAUAAGGUACUCGGUAGAAACACUGAUGGUGUACAGAUAAACUGGUUGAUCGGACAUCAGUAGAUUUUGACACUGUGCGAGAUACAGACUGCUGUAACACUGUAUUUGUGAUUCCGUGUACAACAUGUGACCAGGACAGACCAGACUGCAGCAUGUGAUUUUUGAGCCUUGUUCAAGUUCAUUUCUGCACCUUCUGACCUUGCAGGGUAGAUACCACUUCUGGGUUUGUCUGUAAGAGGCACCAACUUUUACCAUUCAGGCCGCCCAACAAUGCAGCACCAAAAAUUACCCCAGGUAUCUUUUCUUUUGUAUGGAAUACUUGACGUGUAAACUUCAAAUUAUGCAUAAUUAUCUUUUGACAUUUUUUUUUCUUUCAAAAAUGGCAGAUAAAGAUUGAUGCCUGUUUGCAGAAAGGUGCAGAAACAAAAGUAAAGUAGUGGUGGGAUGUAGACUACAGCUACAUGUAGACUAGCGU
This is a messenger RNA of Branchiostoma floridae (Florida lancelet), 2229 nucleotides long. RefSeq lists its product as uncharacterized. The transcript has 3 exons. The record is from RefSeq and is a predicted model, not a curated record. The coding region runs from base 138 to 452 and encodes 104 amino acids. NCBI's taxonomy places the organism in Eukaryota, Metazoa, Chordata, Leptocardii, Amphioxiformes, Branchiostomatidae.